This is a messenger RNA of Symphalangus syndactylus (siamang), 2343 nucleotides long. It is a transcript of the gene GAL3ST1, whose product is annotated as galactose-3-O-sulfotransferase 1. Gene Ontology annotation, molecular function: galactosylceramide sulfotransferase activity. Gene Ontology annotation, biological process: galactosylceramide biosynthetic process; myelination. Lineage: Eukaryota; Metazoa; Chordata; Mammalia; Primates; Hylobatidae. The record is from RefSeq and is a predicted model, not a curated record. Gene Ontology annotation, cellular component: membrane.
UUUUUUUUUUUUUUGAGACGGAGUCUCACUCUGUCGCCCAGGCUGGAGUGCAAUGGCACCAUCUCGGCUCACUGCAACCUCUACCUCCUGGGUUCAAGCGAUUCUUCUGCCUCAGCCUCCUGAGUAACUGGGACUAUUGGCGCAUGCCACCACACCCAGUUAAUUUUUGUAUUUUUAGUAGAGACGGAAUUUCACCAUAUUGAUCAGGCUUGUCUCAAACUCCUGACCUCAGGUGAUCCACCCUCCUCGGCCUCCCAAAGUGCUAGGAUUACAGGCGUGAGCCACCGCGCCCAGCCUUGGAAUAAUUUUUAGUAUAACUAUGUCCCAGGCAAUAUUUGGAAUAUACUUAUACCGUAAAAAAUUGUAUUCAUUGUUUAUCUGAAAUUUGAAUUUAACUGGGCAACCCUUCCAGCUGGCUUUGGAAAGGGAGUGGGUGUGUGGGCAGAGGCCUGGCCAGCUGUGUGACCUCAGCCUUCUUCUUCCCAGCUGUGAGCCUCAGUUUCUCCAUCAGCCACCCUACAGACUCCAGGGGCACAAGGGCCAGUGAGGAGAGAAGAGCCCUGGCCUCUUACUGGGCACCUCACCUGUACCACUGUGGGAUGGGUGGCACAGGGGACAGGGUCUCACUGUGUCAUCCAGAGCUGGAGUGCAGCGGCACAGUCAUGGCUCACUGGAACUCAGGCUCAAGCAAUCCUCCCGCCUCAGCCUUCCAAGUAACUAGGACUACAGGCAUGUGCCACCACGCCUGGUGUCUGAGAUGCUGCCACCGCAGAAGAAGCCCUGGGAGUCCAUGGCUAAGGGGCUGGUGCUGGGCGCGCUCUUCACCAGUUUCCUGCUGCUGGUGUACUCCUAUGCCGUGCCCCCGCUGCACGCUGGCCUGGCCUCCACCAGGACCCCGGAGGCCGCAGCGUCCUGCUCUCCACCUGCGCUCGAGCCAGAGGCAGUGAUCCGGGCCAACGGCUCCGCGGGGGAGUGCCAGCCGCGGCGCAACAUCGUGUUCUUGAAGACGCACAAGACGGCUAGCAGCACCCUGCUCAACAUCCUGUUUCGCUUCGGCCAGAAGCACCGGCUCAAGUUCGCCUUCCCCAAUGGCCGCAACGACUUCGAUUACCCGACCUUCUUCGCCCGCAGCCUGGUGCAGGACUAUCGGCCCGGGGCCUGCUUCAACAUCAUCUGCAACCACAUGCGCUUCCACUACGACGAGGUGCGCAGCCUGGUGCCGCCCAACGCCGUCUUCAUCACGGUGCUCCGCGACCCCGCCCGCCUGUUCGAGUCCUCCUUCCACUACUUCGGGCCGGUGGUGCCCCUCACAUGGAAGCUCUCGGGCGGCGACAAGCUGGCCGAGUUUCUGCAAGACCCGGAUCGCUACUACGACCCCAACGGCUUCAAUGCCCACUACCUCCGAAACCUGCUCUUCUUCGACCUGGGCUAUGACAACAGCCUGGACCCCAGCAGCCCGCAGGUGCAGGAGCACAUCCUGGAGGUGGAGCGCCGCUUCCACCUGGUGCUCCUUCAGGAGUACUUCGACGAGUCGCUGGUGCUGCUGAAGCACCUACUGUGCUGGGAGCUGGAAGACGUGCUCUACUUCAAGCUCAACGCCCGCCGCGACUCGCCGGUGCCGCGGCUCUCCGGGGAGCUGUACGGGCGCGCCACCGCCUGGAACAUGCUGGACUCCCACCUCUACCGCCACUUCAACGCCAGCUUCUGGCGCAAGGUGGAGGCCUUUGGGCGGGAGCGCAUGGCCCGAGAGGUGGCCGCCCUGCGCCAUGCCAACGAGCGCAUGCGGACCAUCUGCAUCGACGGGGGCCACGCCGUGGACGCCGCCGCCAUCCAGGAAGAGGCCAUGCAGCCCUGGCAGCCGCUGGGCACCAAGUCCAUCCUGGGCUACAACCUCAAGAAGAGCAUCGGGCAGCGGCACGCCCAGCUCUGCCGGCGCAUGCUUACGCCCGAGAUCCAGUACCUGAUGGACCUCGGCGCCAACCUGUGGGUCACCAAGCUCUGGAAGUUCAUUCGCGAUUUCCUGCGGUGGUGACGUCCCACCGCCCAGCGGCUUGCCUGCCUGCUCGCUCCCUGCGGAGGGGCUGAGCAGGACGCCGCUGGUGCUGGCCACCCCCAGCCCCCUCCUGGUGCCACCUCGGACCCCGGGGUGAGGGGGGGCUCCCUGGGGGGACGCAGCCAGCCAAGACUGGGCCCAUGCACACAGAGAGGGCCUAACCGAGAUCAGUAUUUAACUAAUUAUACCAGUUUUUAUUAAACCCCUUUCCCUCCCCGAAAAAGAAUGUUCUAUUUCUGCCUCUCCUUAGACCUCAGAAGUAAAGGAAUUUGAUGUUGUGUUUUUGUUAA